AGUAGAAUGAAAGCUUUAGCAGCAAUUUUAAUAGUUUUCAUAAGUUUAAACUCUUUACAAGCUUCAAGAAUUUUAUUUUUAUUUCCAACUCCAUCAAAAUCACAUGUGAUAAUAGCAAGAGCAUUGUCAACAGCGUUAGCUGAAAAAGGACAUGAUGUGACUUUAAUGUCAUCAUUUACCACUAAAAGUCAGUUGAAAAAUCAUCGAGAAAUUUUCAUUGAAUUAGGUGAAGGAACGUAUCAACAAAUGAAUCAUUUGAUGAGCAAUCCGACACGAAAUUUUUACAAAAUGAUGAAUGCAACCAUUGGAAUUUCAUAUGAAAUAGGAAAAGACUUGAUGGAGUCAAAAAUUAUGAAUGAUGUUAUGAAGGAAAAGUUCGAUCUGAUGGUUAUUGGAAUGGCUUUUACAAAUUUUUUACUGGGACUAACACAACAUUUUAACUGUCCUGUAAUCAUGCUCAGUGUACAACGUCACAUGUCUUUUACUAAUCUGAUCAUUGGAAAUCCGCUUUCUGUAAAUACAGCACCUCAUAUUUAUAUAGCAAAGCAUGACAUGAAUUUUAUCGAUAGAGUUAAAAACUUUGUAAUGUAUGGAGGUGAUUUGCUGAUGUAUGAGAUUGUUAAUUAUCAUCAACGAGUUAUUUAUGACACAUAUUUCCCAUCAACAAAAUUUCGGUCAUACGAUGAAGCAUUGAAAAAUCUUUCAUUGAUUCUAGUUAACGAUCAUUAUACUGAAGGAGUUGUAAGACCAAAUAUUCCAACGGUUGUUGAUAUAAGGGGAAUGCAUAUUAAGACUGUUCCUGAUCAGUUACCUAAUGACAUCGAAAAAUUCCUCAAUGAAGCCAAAGAAGGUGUUAUUUACUUCAGCUUGGGAACAAAUGUUCGAGCCGAUUCAAUUCCUCAAGAAAAGCUUCAAAUAUUACUCUCUGUAUUCUCAAAGCUUCCUCAACGAGUCCUCAUGAAAUGGGAAACAGAAAAUGUUGCAGGAAAAAGUGACAAUGUAUUGAUAAAGACUUGGUUGCCACAAGCUGACAUCUUAGCACAUCCUAAUGUCAAAUUAUUUAUAUCACACUGUGGACUUGGUGGUAUUGUCGAGUCACAAUAUUUGGGAGUUCCGAUUCUUGGGUUACCAAUGUUUGGAGAUCAAAUGAUGAAUGCUGAUCUGGCUGAACAGGAAGGCUGGAUUAUUCAAAUGGAUUUAGAAACUUUAAAUGAAGAAGAAUUUUACAAAAAUAUUCAAGAAUUGCUUUACAAUGAAACAUACGCUUCAACAGUCAAAGGAUUUUCACGUUUAUUUCGUGAUAGGCCAUUGAGCCCAAAAGAUACCGCAGUUUAUUGGACAGAAUAUGUGAUAAAUCAUAGAGGUGCCAAACAUAUGCAAUAUAAAGCAAUUCACCAAAAUUUCUGGCAACGGAACUCACUUGAUGUUAUUGGAUUUCUGCUGCUUUCUUUGUGGACUAUUUACCAAAUGAUGAAAUAUGUUUGGAAGAAAUUGAUUAAAAAAAUUAUUCAGAAAAUCAUUAGAAAAGGAACCAAAAAGUCUGAGAAACGCAAGAAACUUUAAGUUUGUUCAUAAGACCUCAAAAACUGCUCUUUUAAAUUUUGGUUUCCAUACCAAGAAAUGAGAUUCAACAAGAAUCGAGAUUAGAUUG
Messenger RNA from Chironomus riparius, 1651 nucleotides. The record is from the annotation of a GenBank genome assembly. NCBI's taxonomy places the organism in Eukaryota, Metazoa, Arthropoda, Insecta, Diptera, Chironomidae.